AUGCAGGGAAAUGAGGAAGAACAUAAGCCUAAAGAUCAGGAAGAUUGUAAGAUCAGAUCAAAAGCACCCAACACAAAGCGUAAAAGAUCAAACAUGGAAAAGAGCCUCGAUGUGUUUUGUGAAAGAUUUACUCAGAUAUCAAAACACGAAACAGAAAGGUAAAUCUACCUUUAUGUUAUCAAUCAAAACUGCUACAACACUGUUUGUUUUAGCUAGAAACUACAAAUCCUCAGGGCCAUGUUGUUCAAAACCGCAAUUAGCGCUGAUCCUGGAUUUAAUUGGUAAACAAAUUAGAUUGCAUUGCUUAAAGGCUGAUUAAUGCCAAUCUGACUCUAAUUGGUGGGCUAAAUUUCAUACAUCUCCAAAACGGGCGACAAUAUAAGGGGAUUUACAUCAAGUGCUAACCUAUAAUAUGGCAAAUAACUAAUCGGCCUCUCAUCGGGCUUUGAAUUACGUUCUCAGCUCCACUAAUUAGCUAACUCAAUUUUAGCAUUUUUAACCGACACUUAGGCUUAAUCAGAGGUUAGUUCAGGUGAGAUUUGGAACAACCAGCUCGAGAAGGAUAAAGUCCCAUUAAACAAAUAUUUUGGGUGUGAAGUUUUUUGAAAAUUUCAAUUUUAUAUUUUUAAUACAGGUACCUGAAAGCUGAAGAAGAUCGACACAAGCGAGAGAUAGAUUUUCAGAUAAAGCAAGCACAAUUGGAAAAUGAACGGCCACGUUCGGAAAGAGAACAUGAGAUGAAUGUUUUAAGAUUAAUAUUAGGUCAUGAGCAUGUUUCUACGGGACCUAUUCAUUAUGCUCCUAAUGACAAUUGGGAGCAAAAUUACCUAGGGAUGUCAGCCAAUUCAAUGCAUCAGCCAUCUGUUCCUACGCACUCUAGUAUGGACAAUAUUUCUGUUUCAGACUAA
Molecule: messenger RNA, 908 nt
Organism: Porites evermanni
Lineage: Eukaryota; Metazoa; Cnidaria; Anthozoa; Scleractinia; Poritidae
Source: the annotation of a GenBank genome assembly